GCGUAUGGCGAGAACUUUUGGCGUCUGGGUUGGAGACACGAAUACAGCCGAAUUUCUGUGCGCUGUGAACCCCGGUAGAUUCGCUCCUAUUGAUUGCGCGGCAGUGUGUAGAUUCUUCUGACUAAAUCGUAUUGCAAAGCAUUUUUUUCUUUUCUGUGUUUGCUUUGUGGCAUCGAUAGCGAUUACAACGAUUGGUGACAAAUUGUGAGAAAAUCUGCGAUAAGCAAGAACGAGGAAGAACGAGAUGACACCAGAAGGAUAUACACGCGUUUAUGUGGGUGGAUUGAACGAGAGCAUCAAAAAGGAAGAUCUGCAAAUGGAAUUUGAAAAGUAUGGCAAGUUGAACAAGGUGUGGGUAGCCUUCAAUCCACCAGGCUUUGCCUUUAUUGAGUUUUUCAAUAUGAAUGAGGCUGAAUUAGCGUGCUGCAAUAUGAACGGCAUGGAAAUUAUGGGUGCAAAAUUAAGAGUGGAGAUUUCACGGGGUAGAGGUCGCGGUGGGAGGGGCGGAGGUGCAGGUGGUUUCAGAGGAAAUCGGGGAGUUGGCGGUAGGGAAUUUGGUUCUCGAGGUGGUACGACCAUGGGUUAUAGAGGCAAUACCUAUACAGAUUAUGGAGGCAGUUACUAUGCAGGCAGGAGUGGCACAAAUAGAGGCAGAGGCCGUUAUGGAGAAGAUUAUAUGUUCAAUCGCAGCAGCGGGUAUGUUACGCGAGAUGGAUAUACACAAGAUGUCUAUGGUGGUAGUAGCGGGGACACUGGUGCCGACUACUACACCGGAAAGGAUACAAGUACAGCAAGGUAUCGAAGCCGCUCUCCCGCUGGCCGUGGCAGUCAUCGUCAUCUACGUGAAUGCACAUAAAAGAACUACGCUGCAUCUUGCCAAUCUGAACUGCGGGCCGAUCAGCCACCCGCCUCGACGACUUCAUUUCUGUCCAAUCUACACACAGCGAUCUGUAUAUAGACAAGAACUACCAUUGCAGUUUGCGCUGUGCAAUAAUUUCCCUGCAUUGUACCAUUUCUAUACAACUUGUGGUCGCUGUUGGGAUAUACUUCCUA
Messenger RNA from Cataglyphis hispanica, 1053 nucleotides. It is a transcript of the gene Rsf1, whose product is annotated as RNA-binding protein Rsf1. Gene Ontology annotation, biological process: mRNA splicing, via spliceosome. Gene Ontology annotation, molecular function: RNA binding. The transcript is spliced from 3 exons. Bases 245 to 856 code for a protein of 203 amino acids. The record is from RefSeq and is a predicted model, not a curated record. Gene Ontology annotation, cellular component: nuclear speck. Lineage: Eukaryota; Metazoa; Arthropoda; Insecta; Hymenoptera; Formicidae.